AUGGCUCGAGUGAUGGUCCUGGGUGGUUACGGCGGCACAGGUCGCCCCGUGUCGCAUCGCCUCGUCGAAGAGCUGGCUUGCGAAGUGGUCGUCGCCGGCCGCGACCUCGAACGUGCUCAAGCGUUCGCGGAUGUGCUCGCAAAGCAGUUCCCAGGCCGGAAGGUAAGUGGAGUUCGCGUCGACGCAACCGAUGCGACGUCCCUGAAAGCGGCGCUCCAGUCCGUCGAUCUGCUCAUUGUCACGACGACAACCCCAGAUGCGAUGCCAUCCAUCGUGCAAGCUGCACUCGCGACGAACACCGACACCAUCGACGUGAUGUUCAAAUCAGACGUGUACGACCGCCUCGCCGAGAUGCAGUCUGAGAUCCUUGCUGCUGGGCGCUUGGUGGUGACCCAGGCCGGAUGUCACCCGGGCCUUGUGGCACCCUUGGUCAAAUACGCCUCGCAGAACCUCAUCCGGGUGCAGUCCGCACGUGUCUUCAUGGCUUUCGGCUCCGCCUUUGACAGCCCCGCCUCAGCGCGAGAGCUGAUCGAGGAAUGCGCGAUCUCCUCGGCGCGGGUGCUCGAGGGGGGCAUGUGGCGCGACGCGACAUACAAGGACACUGCUCAGGGCACUUUUGGAUGCAGCUUCGGCGACCAGGAGUGCUACCCCCUCCGCAUGCUGGAGCUCGAGGCUCUGGACGCUGACAGCCUCGGCCUCCGGGAUGCGGGAUCCUAUGCUGCAGGCUUCAACUGGUUUGUUGACUACAUGGUUCUGCCACUGGCCAUGAUGCUUGGGCGACGGGGCGUGGGCUGCCUGACGGGCCUCUUCAAUUGGGGCGUGCGCCGCUUCGGCGCCCGCGGUGAGGGUGUGGUCUUCCGUGCGGAGGUGGAGGGCACGCCGGCAAGGGCCACAGAGGAAUCGCAAGGGCAAGGCCCGCGCCGCGCAGUCGUCACCGUGACCAGCCCUGAUGCGUACGAUUUCACCGCCGCCGCGGUGGUCUCGUGUGUGGCGCAGGUGUUGGACGGCUCCAUCAAGCGCCCGGGGUUUCAUCUCAUGGGUUCGGUCGUGGACCCUGACCGCACACUUAGGGAUGUUCAGCGCAUGGGUGCCACUCUGUCUUGGGAAGACUCAUGA
Molecule: messenger RNA, 1116 nt
Organism: Symbiodinium natans
Lineage: Eukaryota; Dinophyceae; Suessiales; Symbiodiniaceae
Source: the annotation of a GenBank genome assembly